This is a messenger RNA of Alternaria rosae, 1603 nucleotides long. RefSeq names its product peroxisomal membrane protein-like protein. NCBI's taxonomy places the organism in Eukaryota, Fungi, Ascomycota, Dothideomycetes, Pleosporales, Pleosporaceae. The coding region runs from base 211 to 1209 and encodes 332 amino acids. Gene Ontology annotation, molecular function: coenzyme A transmembrane transporter activity; ADP transmembrane transporter activity; NAD transmembrane transporter activity. The transcript is spliced from 4 exons. Gene Ontology annotation, cellular component: peroxisomal membrane. The record is from RefSeq and is a predicted model, not a curated record.
CGUUCACAAGCCAGCCGGAGCCGCAGCUCAAAUGCGGAGACGAAGACCAUCCGAGAGACUCUGAAGCUGCUUCCCUUUUGAUACCCUUUCCUUCACUGUUUAUCCUAACCCUCCCAAUCUCAUCGGCUUGCCGGCUGCUCCUUCCUCCCGUCGCGACAACCGCCCGCUUCCCCUCUUCAACCCACGCGCGACCAGACUCUGCACUCGACCAUGUCUCAAACACAGGAAAAGGCCCAGGAGAAGCUCAUCGAGUCGACUUCCUCAGUGCCCCAGAGUACGGCGGCACAGCAGAGCGACAAUGUUGCGCAUGCGCUUGCCGGCGCUGGUGGAGGACUGCUGUCCAUGGCCCUGACCUACCCGCUCAUCACCCUCUCUACCCGCGCCCAGGUCGAAUCUAAGCGCGCUCAGUCGUCAACGCUCAAUGCCGCUCGACGCAUCAUCAAGCGCGAGGGUGUCGCAGGCCUCUACGCCGGUCUCGACUCCGCCCUCUUCGGCAUCAGCGUCACAAACUUCGUAUACUACUACUGGUACGAAUGGACCCGCUCCUUCUUCGAGAAGGCUGCGCUCAAAGCCGGUCGCGCCUCCUCCAAGCUCACCACGGUCGAGUCCAUGAUGGCCGGCGCCCUCGCCGGCAGCGCAACCGUCCUCAUGACCAACCCCAUCUGGGUCGUCAACACGCGCAUGACGACGCGCAAAUCCGAAGCCUCCGACGAGUCGCUCCCGGGCGCACCCACACCCGCACAGAAAGCGCCAUCGACCCUUGGCACGCUCUUCGCCCUUGUCCGUGAUGAGGGCCCCGCGCGCCUGUUCGCUGGUGUCAUGCCGGCGUUGGUCUUGGUCAUCAACCCCAUCCUCCAAUACACCGUGUUCGAGCAGCUGAAGCAGAUGCUGGAGAAGCGGAGAAGAGUCACACCCAAGGAUGCUUUUUACCUUGGUGCUUUGGGCAAACUGUUGGCCACUAGCAUCACCUACCCGUACAUCACUGUCAAGAGCAGGAUGCAUGUUGCGGGCAGGGAUGGGCCGAGGGAGGAUAUGUUGACCACCUUCAGGCGCAUCAUCAGGGAGGAGGGAUACACUGGGCUGUACGGAGGUAUCGGACCCAAGGUUACCCAGAGUGUCAUUACCGCCGCCUUCCUCUUCGCUUUCAAGGAUGCGCUAUACGCCUACACGAUCCAGGCCCGCAAGAAGCUUGCCAUGCGCAAGGUCUAGGGCGUACCGUGAAAAGGCACAUAUGAAAAGCGGCUGCGGUGGCAAUAGCAGUCGCAGCCGUAUAUCGAAUUAUGUCGCGACCCGUAUAAGAAGGUCGACACUGUGUAGGAUGGCGGAGGGUCACAUUGAGCCAUGAGCACGUAUCGGAGUAUGUUUUUUCACGGUCCGUGGAGGGGACACGAACCUUCAAAAUGUAUAUACCCAGAAUUCUACGCAUCGUUUAUAUCGGAUUAGGACGCAUCUUAUCAAUCUUCUGACGUAGCAACGACAUCGAAGGACAAGGCGGAUAGUAUCCCGUCUCUCCGCUUAUCGCGUCAUCAGGCCUCUGCCAUGCACGACUCGUUUAUCCACCCGCUGCGGGGUACUCAAUCGAGAGGUUGUCAACGCCCUGUUA